AAAUAAUGCUACAAAGUAUAGCAAACAAAUUAGAGUAAAAGAAGACACAGGAACUUGCAAAAGAAUUGUUACCAAAAAAAAAAAACUUAGAAAAGAAGACACAGAUAUCUGCUUGAAUAUUUGCAGAGAGAAACCAAACAUAUCACAUGAUUAAAGAAUAUCUAUACUAACGUUCAUGAUACUAAUCCAUCUCAUAUCUAUACUAACGUUCAUGAUACUAAUCUCAUUUCUAUACUAACGACGUUCAAUAUUUUACACAGAUAUCUUCUUCCUUCAUAUCUAUACUAAUCUCUAAAGUAAGCCAAUUUUGCUCACAAACCCAUAAAACCCAAAAUUCUGCUAAAGUAACAAGUUCACAAGAAGAAACGGAUCCACAACAACUUUGUCCAAAAAGAGAAAGAUGCAAAGUGCAUUCUCCAAAUGCUUUUCUAUGAUCACAGAUUACAACAAGUAUUAAACCAGUCACAAAACAAACACUAAACAAACAAACCCAAAUCGAAUCCGAACGCACAAGUGAUAUGAGAGAAGUAGUAAGCACCUGAAUUUAAGGAGUGAGAAGAGAAAGUUGCAAUGCCCAAACGUAACUAAGCUACAAUUCUUCUUCUUCAAGCUCUGAUUAGAAACCCUCUUAAAACUCAACUCAAGGAACACAACAACAAACCCAUGUCAAUUGACCGGAGUCUCCUACAACCGCAACAAAACAACAGAUAUAAUCUCAAGUUUUCCGACGAACCCAGAAGAAAGUCGUGAAUUUGGGAGAAGGGUAACAACAAUUGAAGAAACUUGAGAAGAAGCUAUGAGAGCUGUUUCGAUUUCAGACCUAAACUCAGUUUAACUAUUUAUCUUAUUGGGCCUGGGCCGGAAGCAAACAAACAUAAUAAAUUUUUUUUGGGCUUGUGAAUGUUUUUUGUUUUGGAUUUGGUUUGAUAGGAAAAACGCUCCGUCUCGAAUUUUCUCACGUGUUGAUUCCGUUGUCUUCUUUCUUCUCCAGAAUCUCUAUGAAUUUGAUCACUGUUGUCAUUCUGUUAGGGUUUUGUAUCUAGGUGAUUCUUUCUACGCACAAGUGAAUAAUUUUGAAGCUGAAUCUCGUCACCAUUAUCAUAUCUAAGCAUUAGCAGGAUUCGUGUGAUCGGCUGCGUUUGCAUUUGAGUUUGGAGCGUUCGUAAUCUCAAGGAUUUGUAGCAAAAUUGUUGUCUCUGUUUAACGAUAAUGGAACAACAACGCAAAAUCGGUGGUGAAGGUUUGAGAAAUGGAGAUAUUGUAAAUAAGGAGGAUAGGAUUAGUGAGUUGCCUGAAGCUUUGCUUCUACACAUAUUGUCUUCACUUCCAACAGAAACUGUCAUAGCUACCAGUGUUUUGUCCAAAAGUUGGAAAUCUCUUUGGGAGAUGGUGCCAAAUCUCAAGUUUGAUUCCAAGUAUCAUCAUACAUUUUUAGAGAAUGUUUGCAGAUCUUUGAUUUCACAUAACGCUCCGGUUCUAGAUAGUUUGCAUUUGAGAAUUGAAGAUAAGAGUGAUGUUUUGGAUGUUGGGCUAUUGAUUGGAAUUGCAAUUGAAGGAAAGCUUGUAAGAUUUCCGAGUGCUUGGUGUAGUUGUAAUGAUACACUUGAAAUCUUGAAACUCAAGUAUUACAUUCUUUUAGAUUUUCCUUCUCUGGUUUGUUUGAAGUCUCUUAGAAAGCUGUACCUUUACGAAGUACAAUUCAAAGAUGAAGAAUCUGUUUGCAACCUUUUAUGCGGCUGCCCUAUUCUUGAGGAUUUGGUCGUGCAUAGAUAUAGCACUAUCGAUGUGGUGACUUAUACUAUUGCGGUGCCAUCAUUACAGAGACUAACCAUAUAUGAUGAUUACUAUGGAGAAGGUGUUGGAGGCUACGUGAUAAAUGCUCCUUCUUUGAAAUACUUGAACAUCGACGGGUUUAAUGGUCUUGAGUUUUGUUUGAUUGAGAAAGCGCCAGAGCUGGUGGAGGCCAAAAUCUCUGAUAUUUUUGAAAUAGCCAAUGAGAACAUUUUGGAAUCUCUAACUUCAGCCAAACGUCUUUCCGUAAACUUAUCACCGUUAAAGAUUAAGUAUCCUAUUGGUAAAAUCUUCUACCAGCUUUUAUCUUUGGAGCUUCGUACAUUUAGCUAUGAGUGGUGGAAUCUACUUUCCUUCAUGCUCGAUAGUUCUCCCAAAUUACAAAUUUUUAAGCUCAUCGAUCCAUAUCGAUUUGCUAGAGAUGAUUGUCCGGUGGGCUGGGAAUGGAGUCGACCCAAAUGUGUCCCUGAAUGUUUAUUGUUUCAUCUAGAGACAUUUGUGUGGACAAGAUAUGAGUGGCAACGAGAAGAUGAGAAAGAAGUGGCUACAUACAUUCUAAGAAACGCAAGACAGUUGAAGAAAGCAACUUUCAUCACAAAAUCCAUCAUACCCGAAACAGUCACGAAGUUGGAAAAUAGAAUGGAGAUACUCAACCAGUUGGCUAGUGAGGCCAGGGCUUCAAAUUCAUGUCGCCUCGUGUUCGAAUCCGUGUAAUCUCUUGAACUUUUUUACUAUGAUGUUUGGCCAUUGGCAAAUGUAAAAUUCAAAUGUACUAUUGAUGGGAUAUUAAAUA
Messenger RNA from Arabidopsis lyrata subsp. lyrata, 2584 nucleotides. Its product is annotated as FBD-associated F-box protein At3g49020-like. Gene Ontology annotation, molecular function: protein binding. The record is from RefSeq and is a predicted model, not a curated record. Lineage: Eukaryota; Viridiplantae; Streptophyta; Magnoliopsida; Brassicales; Brassicaceae.